AUGGUGUACGGUGAAUGGGAUCUAUUCGGUAACGCCUUAGAUUACCUACAACCGGGUGUAUUUUCUGGAUUGACCAACCUUCGACAACUGAGUCUUUACGAAAACAGGAUUCGAGGAAUCGAUAAAGGAGUUUUUGACGACCUGCAGGAAUUACGUUUUUUGUAUCUGCAAUCAAAUGAAAUUAAAGACAUACAAGUUGGAGCACUUUCUCAUCUGGGAAAACUUGAAAUUUUAAAUUUGGCAUCGAAUUCUAUAAAUAUUUUAAGCAGUGGAGUGUUCGCAGGACUACAAUCUCUUCAAUAUCUAUUUUUAACCAACAACCACAUCCAUACCAUCGAAGGGCAUGCAUUUGACUCACUGGCAAAUCUCCAGUAUCUGUUCUUUCUUGAUACUGAACUGAGAGAUGUAGAUUCGAAUGCACUUACCGGACUUGCAUCCUUGCAGAAAAUGUCAACUUCUGACAAUAGACUGUGCUGUUUACUAUCGGAAAAUACCACUUGUGCCAGGACAUCCCAGACCAGUGCCUUGGACACCUGUAGCAGGUUAUAUCCAAAUUUGGCAUUGAGGAUUGCAGGGUGGGUCAUGGGUCUGUUGGCCAUUGCUGGCAAUGGCACCGUUCUCUUCCUUCGGCUAUGGGAUAAAAAGAAGCCGAAAGACAGGAAGAAACCGAAAGAUAAGGUCCAGAAUACCAUGAUAAGUAGUUUAGCUAUGGCUGAUAUAUUGAUGGGGGUUUACAUGAUUAUCAUUACGUCUGCCGAUCUUAAGUAUGGCAAUACCUUCUACCUGAGCGCCCCUCAGUGGCGGGAUUCCAACAUUUGUAGAUUUGCUGGAUUUCUAGGAUUCUUAUCCAGUGAAGCAUCGGUUCUAACCCUGACCUUGAUCACCAUAGAUAGGUUCAUAUGGAUCAUGUUCCCGUUCCGCCCAAAUUUAAGGAUUGGUCACAAGGGGUCUAAGAUUCUUAUUGGUGCAGCUUGGUCGUUGACUAUACUGUUGAGUAUCGGAUUGGUGAUUGUUACGUCAUACAGACCUGACGUGUACGGACUUUCCGACGUCUGCCUUGGUUUGCCGCUUCAUGUAGAGGCGAAAGAUACUGGAGUUCUGGAAAUCACUGGACAUUUCUACUUUGAGUAUCAGGUUAAUUUCAAGAUUAAUGAAAGGGGUUCCAGGCCUCCAUGGUUGCUUUCCAUCAUUAUUUUCAUUGGCUUUAAUCUGGUGUCUUUCACUUUGAUCUUGAUAUGUUACAUUAUGAUCUUUAUCACGGCUCGUCGUUCUUCGGCCAAAGUUCGAAAGAACAGCUCCAAUAAGCAAGAGACCAAAUUGGCUGUUCGUAUGGCGAUGAUCGUUGCUACAGACCUCGUCUGUUGGAUGCCAGUCAUCAUCAUGGGUAUCCUUUCUCAGACCGGUGCAGUCACCCUCCACCCUUCUCUCUAUGCCUGGACAGUGAUUCUCAUCGUCCCUAUCAAUUCAUCAAUCAACCCUUUCUUAUAUACCUUCAUUGUGUACAUCGAUGAAAAGAAGGCGAAGAAGAAGACAGUGAUGAACGAGAAAAAAGUCAAAUUAUUAGAAUCAAAAAGCGAGCGAAGUGUGGUACAGUCUUCUGGGAUUAAUAGUGAUAAUAGCAAGUCAUCUGAAAUAUAGCUUGAUAAUUUCGUCUUAACCGAACCUAUCCAACCUGGAUUUUAUUUUAAUCAACAUAUGAUUUUUAUACAAUUUGGAGGUUUGUCGUAUAUUUCCUCCCUCAAAAUAACCCCACAUAAAUUGGAUAUUGCUGGUGAGAUAUGGAGACCCAUCAUAAUAUAAUAAACAAUAGGUUGGAACAGCAAUUAAAAACAAGAUAGUCAUGCUCUGCAAUUGAUUACAAUGAAAAUACCCACAAUCCUUUUGCAAGGGCAUAAAGACGUUGAACUGUGCAUGGUGUACAUUGUACAUUGUAGAAGAACCGUAUGUUAUGAUUCUAACAUACUAUUAUUAGUAACUAUACUAUUGCUAUCAUUACUACUACUCGUAAUAUCAGUAGUAAUAGUAGUAGAGUAAUAGAUGUAGCAGUAGUGGAAUCAUUAUUAUUGUUGUAUUUAUAGAUUAUCAAUCUUAUCAUUAUCGUUAUCAUUAUGUUACUAUUAACUCCAAAAACUGUAAAUGUUAUAUAUAUUGUUCAAAUGAGUGUAUUUUAUUAGGUUAAACACUACAGGGUAUAAUCAAGAUAUCGCAUUUAAAUUGAUUAAGACAUAAUUGCAAACAUUCAUACAUUUAUCUUAUGUUAUCAAAAAUGUGGCAAAUUUCAUUUGAAAGUUCUCGGCUAUCCACUGCAGCCUUCAUCAACGAUUUAACCCAAAUUAACUUUAAAGGGGAAUCCAGCCUUGGCUAUAAACUGUUGUGUUGGGAAGGAGAAAAAUAAAUUAAACAGAAUGGUGAAAGUUUGAAAGAAAUCGGACAAGCAAUAAGAAAGUUAUAGCUGCUUUAAAAUUGAGAUCACUAAUACUAUGUAGAUUCAAAUUGGCAACUGAGUAAGUAAAUUAUGACAAGGGGCAAGGACAGCUUUUCCAUAGGCCUUUACUAGUAUUAUAUAGUACUUUAUUAUCAGGGAUUUGUGGUUUUCUACUAAGUACCCAUUCCCCUGGGGCAGUAAUCUAAAUAUAACCCAGGUAGUAUAUUGUUUUAUGUCCUCAUGAAAUAAAAAUAUAAUUUGAAAUAAAACUUUUGGGGAAAAUGACAUUUUAGCCAUAAUAUGUAUUGAGGUACAUGGAGGAGUAGUCCUUGCCUUACAUCACUAUGACUUCCCAUAUGCGGCCAAUUUGAAGUCUCCAUGGGUAUAGUGAUUACCAAUAUUUAUAACUUUUAAAAAUUCAUAACUAUCUUGUUGUUUGUCCAAUAUUGUUCAAACUUUCACCUAUCAACUUGUCUGAUUUGUAUUUUCCUUAUAAAAGCAAGUUUUUACUUGGGUUGGAUUCCCCUUUAAUGACAUACACACAGUGUAUUGAUCUAAAUAUUGUAGCGUCCCGUCUCCUUGGUCUUUGUUGGCAGAAGGUUUUGAAUGCCAGGAUACAAAUGUCGAUGUCAUUCAGAUGGCAGUUGGUUCCUAAGUGGGUCGUAGACAUUCAGAAGAUGGAAGUGCCGCGUUUAUGUUGAGAGAAGAUUCGAGUGCUUGGAUUCAAAUUUCAAAGCCAUCCACAUGACGAGUCGUGCUUCCUUACGGCCGUAGACAUUCAAUAUAUAUUGUAAUGUCUUGUAUUCAUGGUCUGGUUGAGGGAAGGUUGAGUGCCAGAUUACAAAAUGUCAACGCUAACUAGUCAAUUUUUCCUAUGUUUUGGAAGCUCAUCGCCGGAAUUUUAACUAGUUCGACUUCAAUGUGUUUUAAGGCCUAUGAUCGAGGACUUGGAGACAGUAUUGAGAAGGAAGAGUUUUUACUGGGAAAGGGUUUUUACAGGUCACGUUUUACGAACCCUGUUCAAUGAGAGGCAGCCCUUGAAGCGUAUGUCAGGAAUCGUAUAUUGGAUAAACUGAGAUUCUCCUAGGACUAGAUUUUUCAAAAAUGGCUGCCCGCACCCUACUUCUUUCGAUGUUUCCCAGCACAUUCACAUCAACAUCAACAUGGGAGAAGCAUUGUGUGGUCCGGGAAAAUGUGCCAAUUCCUCCAAUUACCAACUCUCAUACUACCAUUUGGUCUACCAUCAAUUGGUCCACUAUCCACAUCGUCUAAUUGUUACUUCGUCUAUACAUCAUUUCGUCUUAUGACCUGUUGGUUCACUAGCCAUUUAGUUCAUAUACCAUUUGAUCUAAUUGGACUAUUGUUCAUUUGGCGAAAUUAAUGAAAAUAAAAAUGAAUAUUAGGCAAACUGGUUAUGAGACGAAAUUUUCAUAGACGAACUUAUGAUUAGACGAAGCGAUGAUUGGACCAAAUGGUUUUUAGACGAAAUGUUGAUGGACGGAAUGGCAUCAGACUAAAUAAAAGGUAGACCAUGUAGCGAGUGGACGAGUUGGCAAUAGAAGAAAUUGACAAUUUACCAGUCGGGUUACUUCGAAAGCGUCAGAAGGAGACUAUUAUUAUAACUGUUCCUUUUAGUUGGUGACUCUCCUACAUAAUUGAAAAAUAUCCCCCAUAUUAGCUUAAAAUUCGUGACCAAGUCAUGAUAGAACAUCGAUGAGUUUCAAUUUUUUUUUGUUUCAGUUUCAUUGGUUCUGGGACAAACUGUCUUCUUAAAACGAUUAGCAUAAAUAAAUAAAAAUAUAAGUUAAAAAUAUAAUAAAAUGCCAAUUUUUUUUUUCAGGAACGACGAUAAACACCUUUUUGAUGAUUAUUGGCAUUAUUCCUUUUUUUUCCUCCUUGUAUUGUAACACAUAUUUCUUGGUCAGAUUUCUUGGUCGCAUGACAUGAACCAGGAAAAUAUACCAACAGUAAUGUGUAUGGGAUACACUGGCGCAUAGUUUGGAAUAUGGGCCGCAUGGGCAACGCCCCC
This is a messenger RNA of Lytechinus pictus (painted urchin), 4454 nucleotides long. Its product is annotated as G-protein coupled receptor GRL101-like. The record is from RefSeq and is a predicted model, not a curated record. Gene Ontology annotation, biological process: activation of adenylate cyclase activity; adenylate cyclase-activating G protein-coupled receptor signaling pathway; hormone-mediated signaling pathway. Lineage: Eukaryota; Metazoa; Echinodermata; Echinoidea; Temnopleuroida; Toxopneustidae. Bases 1 to 1638 code for a protein of 545 amino acids. Gene Ontology annotation, molecular function: G protein-coupled peptide receptor activity; protein binding. Gene Ontology annotation, cellular component: plasma membrane. The transcript is spliced from 8 exons.